Molecule: messenger RNA, 8296 nt
Organism: Cheilinus undulatus (humphead wrasse)
Lineage: Eukaryota; Metazoa; Chordata; Actinopteri; Labriformes; Labridae
Gene: znf292b
Product: zinc finger protein 292b
Exons: 8
Coding region: 1-7839 (2612 amino acids)
Biological process (GO): regulation of transcription by RNA polymerase II
Cellular component (GO): nucleus
Molecular function (GO): DNA-binding transcription factor activity, RNA polymerase II-specific; DNA binding
Source: RefSeq, a predicted model, not a curated record
AUGGCGGACGAAGAGGCCGAGCAGGACCGUAGUCCUGAGAACGGAAUCACUGAAACGAUUACAGAGCUUAAACGGCGGCUACUGGAGCUGCAAGAAUUGGUUACCAGAGAGAGCGAUGACUCUGCAGCUCAGUCCUCCUCCGAGUUCUGCCAGGAGUUCUGCAGGACGCUGCUGGAGUACGCUGGAAGAUGGAGGGUGGAAGAAGAGCCUCUACCACUGGUGGAAGUGUACAUAGUUGCCCUGCUGAGUUAUGCCCAGGCCUCACCACAUCUUUCCCUGCUGUGUGAAAGUGUUCCUAUUGUGGUAGAAAGGCUGUCACUGAGUUUUGUGGAGCUCUUGCUUUCACUAAAAGAGAACUUUCCAGAGGAUUUAUGGAAGGAGUUCAAGUUGUGUGUGCAGUUUGCGUCCAGUAAACUGCAGGAGAAUGGGAUUACUCAGCUCUCCCUGCUGUCUGCUCUGGGCCAGUAUGACGGGGUGUGGACCAGCAUGGUCCUGCAAGGCCUCCUGUCAAACGAAAACCUGCCAACUGAAAAAGUGGAGGAGUUCCUGGUGCAGGAGGGGCCAGUGCUGUUGGAGAUGAGAGUGAAGCAGCUGAUGAAGGACGGUCAGCCAGAAAAAGCUGCUCUGCUGGCAAAGACAUGCUCAGAGUGUGCAGCCUUUGAGGGGAAAGGACCUUUUAAGCAGAUGUACCUCGUCUGCCACUGUGCUACCUCAGAUCAGGAAAAGCUGAUGGAAGUGCUCUCAAAGGAAGAUUGUCGUGAUGCAUUGGAGAUGAUCUGUAACUUGGAGUCUGAUGGAGAUGAGACUGCAGCUUUCACCUUGUGUUCAGCCUUUCUGACACGACAGCUUCUACAAGCAGAUUCAUACUGUGCCUGGGAGCUGACUCUGUUCUGGAGCAAGCUGCUGAAGCGCUUGGAGCCAUCAGAGCAGGGCUUCCUUGACAAAUGUCGCCAGAUGUCCUUACUGUCCAAGACCGUGUACCACAUCCUGUUCCUUAUCAAGGUCAUCCAAUCAGAGUUGGACAGCGUUGGACUGCCUGUGUGCAUCGAAAUGUGCAUUAGAGCUCUGCGGAUGGCCUCAGAUGAUAAAAGCACCAAGGCCACUGUGUGUAAAACCAUCUCGUGUUUGCUACCUGAUGAUUUGGAGGUGAAGCGAGCCUGCCAACUGACUGAGUUCCUCAUUGAGCCUACAGUGGACUCGUACUAUGCCGUGGAGACUCUUUACAAUGAACCAGAUCAAAAACUAGAGGAGGAGAACAUGCCCGUCCCUAACUCACUACGCUGCGAGCUCCUGCUGGUGUUUAAAACUCAGUGGCCUUUUGACCCUGAGUUCUGGGACUGGAAAACACUUAAGCGUAAUUGUCUCGCUCUAAUGGGAGAAGAAGCUUCCAUUGUUUCGUCCAUUGACUUAUUAAAUGAUAAUGAGGAUCAAGAGGAAGAGGAAGACUUCUUCAGUCAGGAAGGGUACAAUAAUCUUCCUGAUCAUUUAAUAAGUGGCACCUAUGAACUAGGAGAAAUAUCAGACCGGAAACAGAAAAACAGAGAGAUGAAGAAGCUGAGAGACAAAGGAUUUGUCUCUGCACGGUUUCGAAACUGGCAGGCAUACAUGCAGUACUGUGUUCUUUGCGACAAAGAGUUUCUGGGCCACAGGAUUGUCCGCCAUGCACAGACUCAUGUCAGUGGGGGAGUGUACACCUGCCCGAUAUGUGCUCAAACCUUUACCUCAAAAGAAACACUGGUUCCACAUGUGGGAUCACAUGUGAGGCAGUCAUGCAAAGAAAGGCUGGGUUCAAUCAAAUCAAACAAGAAACUGGCUGAUCAAAGAAUGGCUGCUCCUGUUGUCACGGUGUUUAAUGCAAAGAAACAAAGUGAACUCAGUGUGAAAGCUGAUCCUCAAAGGAAAAAUGGUGGGUUAGUGUAUAAUGUUAAGACUCAGCCUACCAUUGAGACUAGUGAGGAUAAUGUGUGUCCCGUUGGAGACUGCAAAAGAACCUACAAGUUUUUCAAAAAUCUUGUUGCACAUGUUAAAGGCCAUGGUGACAAUGAGGAGGCUAAGAUUUUCCUCGAGAUGCAGAGUAAAAAGGUAGUUUGCCAGUACUGUCGUCGCCACUUUCUUAAUGUCACCCAUUUAAAUGAUCACUUACAGGUCCACUGUGGUGCAAAGCCUUAUAUCUGUAUACAGUUGAACUGCAAAGCAAGCUUCUUGUCCAACACUGAGCUCAUAGCACACAAGAAAACACACACUUCUUUCAAGGCUAGAUGCAUGUUUCCCAAUUGCGGAAAGAUUUUCACAGAGGCCUUCAAACUCUACGACCACGAGGCACAGCAUUACAAGACGUUCACUUGUAAAGCUGUGGACUGUGGAAAGGUUUUUCAUUCACAGCAGCAGCUGGAUGUGCACCAGGAGGAGCACGCCACUAAAAAGGAGGAACGCCCACCUCCUCAACCAACACCACAAAACAAAAAGCCUCGCACUUCUCUCAUUGAACAAAUGCUCAAACAAGACAGUCCCCAGGAAAACUGGAACCCUGAUAGGUCUGUUGAUCCUAAACAUGCAAGGCCACCACUCACUUUGGAGAGUUUGCUGAAAUCUGCAACAUCUGCGGAAACAUUAUGCCAAUACAGAGUCAAACAGGAAAAUAUGCCUAUCCCAGCUGGUCAAACCCAGAGUUUAAAUAAUUCAGUUAUUCAGCCUGUGAAUCCCAACUUGUCAUAUACUCAUGGGAGCAGAGAAAGCCCUGCUGGUCCUUCUUUGGAUAGUAUGAGACCACCCCAUCAGAAUAAACCAGUACCUCCAUUUGAAGCAAAUAACCUGUCGCGUAACUAUACAAAGGUCCCCCAGACGAAGCCCCAGAUUUUCCAUAGCACUGUGAAAACUGCACCUGUGAGUUACAACCCCAGUAACAGCUUACCACCAACAGGGCAGCAGAAGCUAAUUUGUGCUAACAGCAUGUCAGCAGCCUCACAGCUCCCGAAUGCUGUUAUACCAGUUAUGUCCCUACCACUCCCUCCAACAGCAAUUCCACAACCACUUACUGGUAACAGACCAGAGAACUCUGUCACCUCCUCAACCAGCACAGCAAAUCCUCCAGGACAGAGAGAGCGAUACCACUGUGCUGUUGGAACAUGUCAGAGGCACUACAGCUCUUACAGAAAUGUAACAAAGCACAUGAAAGCUUUUCAUCCAGAUUUCUAUGAGCAGUGGAAACUUAAUCGAACUGAAAUCAAGAUAACCCAUGUUCCAGUUAAACAUCUCAGUCCAACAGUCAAACAGCUGAGUUCAUCUGUCAAGAAAGUCAGUCCAGUCAUCUCCCCUAAGAGUCAGCAGUUUGCCCAAGCACAAGUCCAUGGUGUUCAGAGGCAAAAUGUUAUCCAGUCACCUCCUUACAAGAACAUGGGUGCGAACAUAAAGUACACACCUUUACAUUCCCUCCCAACCCCUGCUCACAACCAGAAUGCUUCCCUUCUGAUGCAAAAUGUUUUAAAUCCAAUUGUUCUUUCUCAGCUUGGACAUGAAACCAAUCCAACACAGCCCCAAAUGCCAGGUAGUCAAAGCUGGCCCUCUACUCCUGGACAAAUUCAAAACACUGCUCAAGUCUAUCCAUCCCAUAUGCAAGUGAUGCAACAAGUCAUGUCUGCAAGUGCAGCUCUGCCACUCAGUGCCCCAUCUUGCUCUGAGACUGGAGCAAUAAUGAGCCAACCAGAAAAGGCUCUGCAGCAACCAGUUGAGGAAAAUGGGUUCCAGUCAGCUAUGUCACUGUACUCAGAUGGUGCAAAGCAAGUGUCACAACAAUCACUGCUGCAAGCACCACUGAUGCAAAGCAGUGUAGUGUCCAGUUCCAGAGCACCAGAUGAAUCAAAACCAGUGCAAAACCUGCCAUCCCAUUUCUCCUCUCCAGCCGAUGCAAGCCAAAAUACUGGUAUUAAUCAACAUGAAAAUGGCCAGGCCCUGUCUGACAACAACCCUGAUAAUUCAAAACGCCUUAAAAGAAGCACAAGGACCAAAUGGCCAGCUAUCAUAAAGGAUGGCAAGUUUCUUUGUUGUAGGUGUUUUAGAGGUUUUGACAACCCCAAGUCCCUCGGAGGCCAUCUGUCCAAGCGGACCAGCUGUAAACCAUACUCUGAAGCUGAACUAAACUCUGACCUGCCAGCAUCGUUUCUUAGUCUUCUUAAUUCAGAUCAAACAGCUGGCAACCCACAGCAGCAAGUGCCUUACAACACCGGCACUGAUUUCCUGGAGGACACCCAUGAGGCAGUGGCCAGUGAAUCAGCAGUCACAAACGAUUACCCCAUUCCUAAUUUUCCUCAAAAUUUGCCUCCAUUUGGGAAUGAUGAAUCAAAUGACGACCUUCUGAAACAAAUCAUGACUGAUUCCAACAUGUCUGAACUUUGUGUGCCCACACCCGCUCCAAAGCCAUUAAUUCAAAACUCUUGUGGCCUUUAUGGAGCAGCUGAACGUUUGCCUGGGAGUUCAGUCAUACAGCAUACAGAGAAUCUUCAGCCCAAGAGAAUGGAGAACUCGUACAAUACAGCCAGUUACCCUCAGCCAAGUGCUGACACCUUUGUUGGAACUGACUUUCCUGACCCACUUCUUUCUCAUAUUCUCUCAGACAAUCCUUCCACAUCUGCCCUAGGAAGUGUUUCCACAAACAAUGGAAGCUUCAGCUCUGGGACAGACAUUCAGACACCAGAUGCAAAUGCAAACCCGGUGAUGCAACCACUUAUACCUGAUAGUCAGCUUAGCAUUGCAGCAACAAGUGGCACACAGGCUGAAACACAAAGAAAGACAAUGGAGCAAAACAUUAAGAAGAGACUGAGGGAGCAGAUCUUGGCAGGCGACCUUCAGCGAAGGAAUAACAUUUGCACUUCAAGCAACACUGACCCCAACAAGUCUUUUGUUCCAGUGUGCAGCACCUCCAACAACUCUGGCCUUAGCCAUGUGUCUCAUUUUGUAAAGAGUGAGUUUUCAAGUGAAGAUAAAGUUAUUCCAGAAAACUCCGCAGUCAUCCAAGGGACCUGUGGUACAACUGAACAACUACCCAACACGCAAAGCUUCUCUGGAUUCAGAGAGACCACUAGCAUGAAGCAUGAGGUUGUGAGCCCCACUAGGGUUGUUGCAUAUGAUGCAGAUCCUGAGCCUGCUCUAUUAUCUGAUAGCCAGCAACAGCUGAUGGCAGAAAUUCAAAGUGCAUUUGAAAGGCUAAACUUAGUCAGAGAAGUGACUGAACAAACUGCAGUCUCAGUAAAACCAAUCAGCAAUGACAGCCCCUCCAAGAAACCAGUCAACCAGACAGCCCCUGCGAAGACUGAAAUUCCUAGUCCAACAUCAUCGGUCUUUCUUAAGCCUUUUGUUUGUGAGAACUGCACUUUUAAUACCCUGUCAGGUGAAGCUCUUUGGAAGCACCUCUCUAAAGCUCAUGGCUACACAAUUGAUAUGGUAAACGUGGUCAAAAAACGGUAUGGGGAGUAUGCUCCUUACAAGUGUGAAAAAUGUAGCAAAAGAUUCACUCGAAACUCAAACCUUCGCACUCACUACCAGUCAGUACACAAACUAUCAACUGAGGAAAUCGAAAAAAUAGAUUGUAAGCGCAGAGAGGCUCGAUCAGCUGUUGUUCAAAGCUGGCGUCUAAGUAAAAACCAGGCCCUAGAGGCUCAGUCCAUGAAGGCUGCUCAAACCAUCAAGCCAGCACAAUCCACAAAUGUGGCUCAAUCCACGAAGACUCCUCAGUUCAUGAAGGCCUCUCAGUUCAUGAAAACAGCUCCUUCCAAGAUGGUUGCUCCUGCCAUGACAGUUGCUCCAUCUAUGAUGGCUGCUCCUCCCAUGGUGCCGUUUCCCUCUAUGAUGGCUAGUCCUUCCAUGGCAGCUGCUCCUCCUAUGAUGGCUAGUCCUUCUAUGGCAGCGGCUCCUUCUAUGAUUGCUAGUCCUUCCAUGAUGGCUGCUCCUCCUAUGAUGGCUGCUCCUUCCAUGAUGGCUGCUCCUCCUAUAAUGGCCGCUCCUUCCAGGAUGACUGUCCCAUCCAUGAUGGCUACUCCUUCUUUUCCUGGGAUCAGUCCCCCCGUUCACUCACUCAAAAGUCCAGUAAAACGUGUCUGCCCAUCAAAACCCUCCACUAUCCCCAAGAAGCCAGUAGUUAAACCCAGUGUAGAUACUCCCAAGAAGACAAAAGCAAAGAAAACAGUCUCUAAUGCCAAAAGUCCGUACAGACCAUACCGCUGCGUCCAUCAGGGCUGUGUAGCAGCCUUCACCAUCCAGCACAAUCUGAUACUUCACUAUAGGGCUGUUCACCAGUCUGCUCUGUCUGCACUGGAGGUCAACAAAGACCAGGACCAGGACCAAGAACAGUGUGAAGAACCAAAUGAAAACAUGGACCAAGAAGAGGAAGAAUCGGGGCCAGUAGUCCCUCGAAUCAUAGAAAUCAGAUGUCAGGUCAAAGAUUGCUCCAGAGUUUUCCAAGAAGUUCCCAGCCUUGUGCGGCAUUAUUUUCAGCUGCACAAGUUCAGUUUGGAUAAAGUUGGCAAUAUGUUGUCUGGCAUCAAGCUGGGACGGUUUGCUUGUGGUCACCAAGGAUGCACUGCAUCAUUCACUUCUUUCUGGAGGUACAUGGGGCACGUCAAAGACCAGCACAAAGACCUAAAGCUAACCAAACCAGAAGAAUUGAAUGGUUUAUUUAAGUGUGAAAUUGAAGGCUGUGAACUUGCAUAUGCCACAAAGUCAAACAUGCUCAGGCACCUCAUGAAAAAGCAUAACGACUUCUAUCAGAAAAAAAUGAAAAGUCAACAGAUAAAAAAUGACAGGAUGAAAUCCAAGACAAAGACUAUAAUUUUUCAAAUGACCAAGACGAUAAAUGGGAAGGAAAACAUCGAGAACAAUAAGAAGAUGCUUCAGAGGGCAAAGGAUGCCAAGAGAAUAAGAAAAUCAAAAGCCAAUCACUGGACCACCUACGGAAAACCCUCCUUGAAGUCUAAACUAGAGGCAUCUGCCCUGUGCACCAAGAAAUUCACUUUACAGUACCCCUGUAUGAUUAAAGGGUGUGACUCUGUCAUGAAAUCAGAGAAGAACAUCGUCAAACAUUACCUUGGACACGGACUUUCUGAAAAAUACCUGGAACUGCAAAGAAGUCAUUUUAUAUUCUGCAAGAAGUCCUCAAAACACAAGUGUAACCCAAUUAGGAGUGACGAUUCCAAAUCCGACAACAACUCUGAAGUUUCUGACACCGACGUGACCACAGACAGCGUCCAGGAAGUCGGAGAAAAUGGAUGCUCAAAGCCCAUCCUACGUCGAAGGACCCCAGCAGUGAUCACAACUUCUUUGUUCGAUGGCAAGUUGUCCAACUAUAGAAGGUUAGACGGCACUCUGGUGGUGAAGCGUAAACGAGGUCGCCCUCGAAAACUUAUCGGAAAACUAGUAAAGCGCAAGAAAAUCACUCGUGUGACAAAGCCUACUGUAGCGGACAGCAAAAAAAAUGAACCCUCCACCUCUUCCACACCUUCCACUACCCCCGCAACCCCAGCUGUCGUACAGCAAGAGAAAACAGAGCCGACCUCUUCACUUGCCUCUUUUAGACCUAUGGGAUUUGAAAUGUCCUUCUUACAGUUUCUCACUCAAUCCAAAAAAUGUGAGAUUCCUCUGACAAGGGCAAUUGUUGAUCCCCAAACAUGCACGAGAAUUUUGACUCCGCCCAGCAAAGAGACUUGUGUCAAGUUCAGAAACCCUGCUAAGAUCAAAUCCCUGGGUAAGGUGAAAAUAGUUUUGGACAAGGCCUUUUCCAGCGCCUCUGUACGCAUAUUGAAACAGCUGCAGGAAAUGAAACCCACAGUUGUAUUAGAAAAAAAAUACUGACCUGUCUUUUUGUUUUUGUUUUUUUGUAAAGCAGAAUCUCAGGACUAGAAUGAGUAGAAUCUGCUGCAGACUGGUGCCCUUCAUAUAAAGUGUUUUUUUUUUUUUUGUUUUUUUUUACACACAUGAAGUUAUCAAAGAAAACAGCUGUUUGAAAUAAACUGUAAUAUGGUUGUACAUUUUUUAUACGACAGUGUAUAGCAUGUUUUUAUUUAUGGACUCAAAAGUUGUGAAGUUGUCUUUUUUUUUUUUUUUUUUUGCUGAAAGUUGAAAUAUGACAGUUCUGGUAUCUCAAUCAUCCCCGUGGGACAUCACAGACAAAUGGACUAUGACACGGAUGUAUUGUUGUGUAGUUAGUGAUCUGAAGAUGUUGAUUGUUGUGCGUUAGUGUGUAUAUAGUUUGAAAUCACCCACUGCCACCAGCAGGCUUACUAUUAAACGAUCAGCUUUUUUACAACCA